AUGUCUGCCGGUAAUUUUGGAUUUAGCUAUAACUCUUCCGGACUGGCUGCCUAUGAUCGUGAUGGGAUUGGCGCUGACGGCUCAGGAUUCGACAGUGAUUCAUUUGAAUUUGUUGACAAAGCUUCUGAAUUAAAAGUACGAAAAGAUCAUAUGGGCGUAUAUUUGUCAGUUAGAAUAGAAGAAGAAGGUGAACGCGUUGAUAUAAGGCCUUUACGGGAGGGGACCCAUCAUCGUCCACCACAUCGUUCUGCGCCUCUAGAACAUUGCGCAGCCGUAAAAGUUAGGGAUUUGUCGUUUGAAGCUAGGUUUUCAGAAGAGGAGAAUAAAGUAUGUAUAGUAUCCAGAAGAUGCGAAGACAUUUUAUUUUGCAAGAGUGAUUGCUUUUCUGACAUUGUUGUACAACGGGAACUAAAGAAUGUCACUGGCGUUUACAAUUUAGGAUGGGUUUACAUUGAUGGCCCUUCCAUUGGUCAGUCCUAUGAUUCAAAUUAUUCCUUACAGAAACAUUUCCGUUAUCGUCGUGCUUGUACACGAGGAGCAAAACAUGCGAAAAAAUGUUACCGGUUAUUUUUGGAAGCAAAGUUUCCAGUAUCAUCUCUGACUAAAUUGUUGUGCCAUUUUACUUUGCGAGGACACAGGGUGAUUGCUUUUUUGCCAUCGUUGUACGAUGAGAAGAAUUCAGCUGUCACAGGCAUAUACGAAUUGGCUGAUUUAAUAAGUGAUUUGGAGGAAUUUCGGGUUUUACAGUCGCUUGGCUUGAUUGAAUUUUUGGAUGAAAAGGGUAAUUUUGGAAGAGCUUUAGCACUAAAAGCUGAAAAAGAGGACGCUGUAAUUGCCAGCUCUAAUAUAAAAGUUCUUCUGGAGAGCCGUGAUAAUGAAUUUUUAACGGUUAAUACUUUUGAGGAGUCUUCCAUAUCUCUAGAUCAGGCUGAAAUGGAUAAUGCUAACGGUAAACCGCCUACAGCACAGUUAAGUACCGGGGAACCGCUUUGCAGAGCUGCACUGAAUGGUAAUACUGCAAUGGGAUCCGGGCUUUCUGACCUGUCAUUUGUAGUUCCUGUGUUCUAUUCUUUCCUGGAACGGAGAGGGUUUGUUAUUUGCCCGUCGCUAUCGAAAGGCGUGUACCCUACUACACUUGAGGAGAUAUUGUAUAAGCAAAGUCUUAAAAGUAACAGUGGUGUUGCUGCUACGACGGAUCAGCUAACUCUUUUGGAACAGUAUCGCUUGACGAGAGCGUUUAGCAGAAUUCUCACAGGUUAUUUCAACGGAAUACCUCGUUUCCAGCGAGUUCUUCAGAUUUUGGAAGAAGUCUUAAGUUUUGUUGACCGUCAGGACAAUAUUGUAAACGAAGUCCGCGAAGGCUAG
Molecule: messenger RNA, 1365 nt
Organism: Enterobius vermicularis (human pinworm)
Lineage: Eukaryota; Metazoa; Nematoda; Chromadorea; Rhabditida; Oxyuridae
Source: the annotation of a GenBank genome assembly